UAGUCAGAGCUUAAGCUUUAAGCAUUAGUCUGAUAGGAACACUUCUUUCUCUCUCCACUGAAGUGUCUGACCUGUUCAGUGUAAGCAGCUUUCUAUUUUAUAGGUUCCAUGUUUUAGGUUCUUCUGUAAUGUUUUAAAUAUCCAGGUUGCUAGUUCGAGAUGUUUGUUUAAAGUAGCAUGUUUUGCUGAAACAUCUGAUGACUAGUUUAUCUUAACCACUGCUGAAACACACCUGGACAUUUGCAGAAACAAGGGCUGCAUUUUCUCUGUUCACAAACUUUAAAAAAAAACAUCUGACUAAACUUUAUCCUGUUGUCAGCAGUAUCCCUUUAAAUUACAGUGUACAGGGCGGAGCCACAAAUUACCUGUUUCCUGUGUUUCCGAAUUGCACCACAUUGAACUAAUUGAUUACUGUAAACUGUCUCCUGUUAAUGGCUGAAAUGACAGAUUCUCAGACUGGUUCAGGGCAUUGCCUCAAACCCAGAGUGCUGAUUAUAACAAUACAGAAAUUCAAUUCACACACAAACUUCACAGAACGGGUUGGAGCUUCAAGGGACACUAAGGAACUUCACAAAGUGCUGUCCAAACUGGGCUUCCAGGUGACGUUUAAGAUCGAUUGCACAGCAGAAGAGAUCCUGCAGGAGUACAAACAAGAAAGCUUUCGCAAUCAUGGAUCCUACUUUAUCUCAGUAAUCUCCAGCCACGGUGCAGAAGGAAUAAUUUAUGGAUCAGACGGUUGUCCUAUAAGGCUCUCAGAGAUUUAUUCCAUGUUUACACCACAGAGCUGUCCCACAUUGGCUGGGAAACCGAAGAUCUUCUUCAUCCAGGCCUGUAGAGGGUUGCAGCUUGAUGACGGUGUCUAUCUCGAAACUGAUGGAGUAGUGGAAACAGACAGUGGCUGCUCCACACAGAGUGCCUACUCACAUUAUGAAGCAGUGCCUGAAGACACCACGGUCCAUUUCUCCACCAGUUCAGAUCAUGCUGCUUUCCUCCGACCUGGAUAUGGCUCCAUCUUCCUGCAGAGUCUAUGUAAGAUGCUGAUGGGGGAACAGAGACACUGGGAGCUCCUGCGGAUCAUGACUCGGAUUAAUGGGCUGGUUGCCUGGAGCUUUGAGUCCAGAGGACUGAAUUUCGGGGGCAAAAAGCAGAUGCCUUGCUUCGUUAGUAGGAUGCGACAUGAGGUUUUUCCAUUUUCCGACAGACUGACUCCAGCCUGAUAACCACUGUCAUCCAAUGAAUGACCACUAAUUGUACUAAUGUUUCAUCCAAAAUCUACUUUCACUUAUACAUAGCAUUGUUAAUCAAUUAAAACAUCUCAAAGCAUUUGACAGAAUCAUAUCAAAUAAAGAGACAAUAAAGGAAGACAUUGGACAAGUUGAUUUAAGAACUUUACUAAGAAGUUUAGGGUAAGGACAGUGCUUCCUUAAUGCCAAAAUUCCAAAGAGCAACACUCCUUCAGUACUGACUGUUAAGAAAAUCUAGGAGAUAUGUCCAUUAUGGUCAACAAAUACUGAUUCCCACUUUUUGUUUUAGAUAGGUGUCCUAUGCAAUCAAUUAAGACCUCUGCAAAUGUGGGAAUAAGUAUUAAAGGUGCUGGUUUUAUCACUGCCUGAGAUUUUCUAAUUCCCUGACACAGAUGGCAUGUCUAGGAAAAUUCACCCACAUACCUGUGCAGUCCAAGCCAAAAAAAAAAUUUGUAUUUUGGCUUUAGCUUUCCUUAUUCCCAAAUGAUCUCCUACUGUUAACUCACAUGCCACCCUCAACACCACUUUUCUAUAACUCACGUGUAAUACAGUUUGAACUUCUGCCCAUUUCUUGACCACCUGAAUAUGUGAUGAUCUCCAUUUCCUCAUCAAGAACUAAUUGUUAAGAUAGUAACAUUCCAGCAUACACUCAGAUUCUUUGGUGUAUAAUUUUUGAUUCAAUUGCUUUAGAGUCAUAGAGAUGUACAGCAUGGAAACAGACCCUUCAGUCCAACCCGUCCAUGCUGACCAGAUAUCCCAA
This is a messenger RNA of Chiloscyllium plagiosum (whitespotted bambooshark), 2004 nucleotides long. Its product is annotated as caspase-3-like. The record is from RefSeq and is a predicted model, not a curated record. Gene Ontology annotation, biological process: proteolysis. NCBI's taxonomy places the organism in Eukaryota, Metazoa, Chordata, Chondrichthyes, Orectolobiformes, Hemiscylliidae. Gene Ontology annotation, molecular function: cysteine-type endopeptidase activity.